Octodon degus (degu) is the source of this 1654-nucleotide messenger RNA. Its product is annotated as serine/arginine-rich splicing factor 10-like. Gene Ontology annotation, molecular function: RNA binding. Lineage: Eukaryota; Metazoa; Chordata; Mammalia; Rodentia; Octodontidae. The coding region runs from base 1 to 552 and encodes 183 amino acids. The transcript is spliced from 2 exons. The record is from RefSeq and is a predicted model, not a curated record.
AUGUCCCGCUACCUGCGCCCCCCUAACACGUCUCUGUUCGUCAGGAAUGUGGCCGACGACACUAGGUCUGAAGAUUUACGGCGUGAAUUUGGCUGCUAUGGUCCAAUAGUUGAUGUCUAUGUUCCACUUGAUUUCUACACGCAAUGUCCAAGAGGAUUUGCUUAUGUUCAAUUUGAGGAUGUUCGUGAUGCUGAAGAUGCUUUACAUAAUUUGGACAGAAAAUGGAUUUGUGGACGUCAGAUCGAAAUACAGUUUGCACAGGGGGAUCGGAAGACACCAAAUCAAAUGAAAUCCAAGGAAGGAAGGAAUGUGUACAGUUCUUCACAUUACGAUGAUUAUGACAGAUAUAGACGUUCUAGGAGCCGGAGCUAUGAAAGGAGGCGAUCAAGAAGUCGGUCUUUCGAUUACAACUAUAGAAGAUCUUAUAGUCCUAGAAACAGUAGACCGACUGGAAGACCACGACGUAGCAGAAGCCAUUCCGACAAUGAUAGACCAAACUGCAGCUGGAAUACCCAGUACAGUUCUGCUUACUACACUUCAAGAAAGAUCUGAAAGCGGAAAAAGAACCAAAGAAGGGCAGUUCAAGCGACCAAAGGGUGGGUGGAAGGUGCUGCAGUAUGAAUGCUGUACGAAUAUUUUGACUGGUAUGAAAACAUAAAAGAAUUAUCGAAAACUACAUGGAAUAAUUGAAGUCCCUUCAAGUUUGAAAGUAAGCAUUUUAGGACAAAUAAAAGGAAAUUCAACUUUGUACUUGUGGAAACUAAUCCCUAAAUAUGAACAGGUUUAUAUUGAUUCAUGGGUAACAGGUCCAUAACUUAUUUAAAACUAGGAUGUCUGAGUAUCAAGGAAGACAGCCAUAGUUUUUUUAACAGUGCCUCUAUUGGUCUGUCUCAAACUGAAUGGGGUGGGGGUGGGGAUAAGGUCCAAUGUAAAGUUUUUCUUGGUUAUUUCUUUAAAUCAUUUCCAUUUAUGCCAUUUUUGGCAAAUCUUGCCUUUGUUUAUUCGGGUGCCAGUGUUUUCUGCUUAAUCGUUUGCUUUGUUGGCAUCUGAGUUCAUUGACUUAUAUAGCUCAUACGGUUUACAUCACCAUUAACCACUCACUGUCCCAGGUAUAUUCCAAGUAUACUUGACAUCCAGCCAAGAGGGCCCAUCACUUCUCACCUCUUCCCGAAACAGAAUGUCAGCAGAUACUUAAUCAAGUCCUUACUAUGGGCAAAAUGUCACAUGGGGUAACUGGGGAGAAGAAUAGGUAUUUGCUUUAUUCUGUAAAUGUCUACUGAGCACAACCCUAACGAAUCACUGCAAUAUGGCCUUAUUGUUUUGAGGUGUAUUACACAGUAUUUUGCACCACUCAUAUAAUGUAAUUAUAAAUCCAAUAUACUAUCAAAGAUAACUAGUUUUAUGGUUACCUGCCAUUUAAAAACAUCCAGUAUUUUAUUUGCAUCCCAUUAAUACGAAUAAUGAAAAAAUGUUCUAAUCUGUAAUAAACUCAUUUGCUGUGCUGUGACUGUAAUAUACUAGAGUUAUAUUAAUUGUUAACUCUGCCUCAAUCACACGCAUUAUAGGAAAAAAAAUCUCCAAAAUAAGUAUUUAAUUUUGCAUUAGAUAUUCAAGAGACCCUGGGUGCUAUGAUUAGGUUAUUUUGGGGAAGAUA